UCAUUCAACCAUUAGUAAUAGACAACCACUCUAAACAAACUCUCCGAAAAAGAUAAUAUAAAUAUACGCUAUUGUUACAGAUCGUUCUCGAGCAUUUCAUCACACUCUUCAGACUUCACUGAACUUCAAAGUCUCGCUCUCUCCGAAUAAUUUCAUUUCAAAAUGGCUGAGGCUGCUGCCCCUAACGCUGAGCUGUUGGAGUGGCCAAAGAAAGAUAAGCGACGCAUGCUUCAUGUUGUGUAUCGUGUUGGUGAUCUUGAUCGCACCAUCAAGUUCUAUACUGAAUGCUUAGGGAUGAAGCUGUUGAGGCAAAGAGACAUACCAGAUGAGAAAUUCACCAAUGCCUUUCUUGGGUUUGGCCCAGAAGAGUCUAACUUUGUCGUUGAGUUAACUUACAAUUAUGGUGUAUCAUCAUAUGAUAUUGGAGCUGGUUUUGGGCAUUUCGGAAUUGCUACUCAAGAUGUUUACAAAAUGGUUGAAGACAUUCGUGCCAAGGGUGGCACUAUCACUAGAGAGCCUGGUCCAGUUAAAGGUGGAACGACUCACAUUGCCUUUAUAAAGGAUCCUGAUGGUUAUAUUUUUGAACUCAUCCAAAGGGGUCCAACUCCUGAACCGUUCUGUCAAGUAAUGCUUCGUGUUGGUGAUCUAGAUCGCUCCAUUAAGUUCUAUGAAAAGGCUUUGGGGAUGAAGCUGUUACGGACGGUUGAUAAGCCUGAGUAUAAGUACACCCUAGCUAUGAUUGGAUAUGCAGAUGAAUAUGAGACAACUGUUCUGGAAUUAACUUACAAUUAUGGUGUGACUGAGUAUACCAAGGGAAAUGCAUAUGCUCAGAUUGCUAUUGGUACUGAUGAUGUAUACAAAAGUGCUGAGGUUGUCAACCUGGUCACACAAGAGCUUGGAGGAAAGAUAACCCGACAACCAGGACCAAUUCCUGGACUCAACACCAAAAUUACCUCAUUCCUGGACCCAGAUGGCUGGAAGACGGUCCUGGUUGACAAUGAAGAUUUUCUGAAGGAACUGAAGUAAGGUAUGAAGGAUUUCAGGAAACCAUCAAGUAGUAUUAUUACUAGUAUGAAUAAGUUAGGUCUAGUGUUGAAAGCGACCAACAUGCCUGUUUCAAUAUGGUUGCUAGAGUGAUUUGUAUAAUGAUAUGCUGCUUUAAACGUCGGACACUUAUUUGUAUGUAUCAAUCUAUCGAGCAUCAUCGACGUUAUUUAUUGUAUUGUUGAUCCA
Messenger RNA from Pistacia vera, 1233 nucleotides. Its product is annotated as lactoylglutathione lyase GLX1-like. The transcript is spliced from 9 exons. NCBI's taxonomy places the organism in Eukaryota, Viridiplantae, Streptophyta, Magnoliopsida, Sapindales, Anacardiaceae. Bases 163 to 1026 code for a protein of 287 amino acids. Gene Ontology annotation, cellular component: cytoplasm. The record is from RefSeq and is a predicted model, not a curated record. Gene Ontology annotation, molecular function: lactoylglutathione lyase activity; metal ion binding.